ACAGGCAUUUUGUGGCCCUUUAAUUCCCCCACUAUGGGCUCACUGGCCUCUGACCUUCAGGAAUAAUAACAACGUGUCUCCCAGAGUCCCCACGGCCACAGACAGAGCCCAACCUUUGCCUGGGACAUUGGUGCCAGCCACCACCAGCACAUUUCUGGACUUGUACCCUUUCACUCCCCUCCUUUCCCUGGAUUUGAAGGCAAGCCAAGAUCAGCCACUGGGUUUAGUGUCUGCUCAAGGUGGCACCAACCACCCCAGGUUGAAGUGGUGGGAAGAGGCAGACAGUACCUGGCAGGGCUGUGCGUACCACACUGUAUGCCUGGGAAUUCACCUUUUCCACUCCUGCUGCCCCAAAGUGUCUGCACAAUGAUAGAUGAACCCUCUGCCAGCACUGGGGGCUUCACUCCAACACCCAUGUGAUGCUGCAGGGGCAAGAGGACACUCUGAGGAGCUUGCAGGGGGCAACAUCUGCACCACCCGUGGGGUGAACUCCUGCAAGCAGUGCUUGGCUGUCAGUCCCCUCUGCACCUGGUGCUCUGCUGAGGUCUGGGCGCAGUCGACCCCUCGCUGUGACCUACGUGCCAACCUCCUGCACAACGGCUGCGGCUUGGAUCACAUUGAGUCCCCCAGCAGCAGUGUCAUCAUCGUGGAGGACCGGCCCCUCAGCAGCAAGGGCUCGGGGGGGUCCACCACCACUCAGAUGAGCCCCCAGAGAAUACAGCUGAACCUGCGGCCAGAUGACUCCCAGGUCUUUCAUGUUCAAGUGCGUCAAGUGGAAGAUUACCCAGUGGACAUCUACUACCUGAUGGACCUGUCCAACUCAAUGAAGGAUGAUCUGAGGAACAUCCAGAACUUGGGCACAAAACUGGCCAGUGAGAUGCGUAAGCUCACCAGCAACCUACGCAUCGGCUUUGGGGCCUUUGUGGACAAACCCAUUUCCCCCUAUAUGUACAUAUCUCCUCCAGAAGCCGUCAAGAACCCUUGCUAUGAGAUUGGGGAAACCUGCCUGCCUAUGUUUGGGUACAAACACGUCCUGACGCUCACGGAUGAGGUGACUCGCUUCAACGAGGAGGUGCAGAAGCAGAGUGUGUCCCGGAACCGUGAUGCACCUGAGGGCGGCUUCGAUGCCAUCAUCCAGGCCACUGUGUGCGAUAAAAAAAUUGGCUGGAGGAAUGAUGCUUCCCACCUGCUUGUCUUCACCACGGACGCAAAGACCCACAUUGCGCUGGACGGGCGGCUGGCUGGCAUUGUGCAGCCCAAUGAUGCACAGUGCCACAUUGACAAGGAUAAUUUCUACUCUGCCACUACCACUCUGGACUAUCCCUCUCUAGGCCUGAUGACUGAGAAACUCUCACAGAAGAACAUCAACUUGAUCUUUGCUGUGACAGAUACUGUUGUUGGCCUCUACCAGAACUACAGUGAGCUGAUCCCAGGCACAACUGUGGGCACCUUGUCCAGAGACUCCAGCAACGUCCUGCAGCUCAUAGUGGACUCCUAUGGGAAAAUCCGCUCCAAAGUGGAGUUGGAGGUGCGUGACCUCCCUGAAGAGCUGUCUCUGGCCUUCAAUGCCACCUGCCUCAACGACGAGGUGAUCCCUGGGCUCAAGUCUUGCAUGGGGCUCAAGAUCGGGGACACGGUGAGCUUCAGCAUCGAGGCCAAAGUGCGGGGCUGCCCUCAGGAGCAGAAGAAAUUCUUCACCAUCAAACCUGUGGGCUUCAAGGACAGCCUGACAGUGGAGGUGAACUUCAACUGUGAGUGCUCCUGUGAGAGCCAUGCCGAGGCCAACAGCCGGUCCUGCAGCCAUGGCAAUGGCACGCUGGAGUGCGGCGUGUGCCGCUGCAACCCUGGGCGCCUGGGCUCACACUGCGAGUGCUCAGAGGAGGAGUACAACCCCUCACAGCAGGAUAACUGCAGUCCCCAGCCAGGCCAGCCCCUGUGCAGCCAGCGUGGCGAGUGCAUCUGCGGGCAGUGUGUGUGCCACAGCAGCGACUUUGGGAAGGUGACGGGCAAGUAUUGCGAGUGCGACGACUUUUCCUGUGUUCGCUUCAAGGGCCAGAUGUGCUCAGGCCAUGGGCAGUGCAGCUGUGGGGACUGUCUGUGCAACUCAGACUGGACAGGCGACUACUGCAACUGCACCACGCGCACUGACACCUGCAUGUCCAGCAAUGGGCUGGUGUGCAGUGGCCAUGGCUCCUGCGUAUGCGGCCGCUGUGAGUGCACUCAGCCUGGGUCCUACGGAGACACCUGCGAGAAGUGCCCCACCUGCCCAGAUGCCUGCACCAUCAAAAAGGAUUGUGUGGAGUGCAAGAAGUUUGAGCGGGGAAAGCUAGUGGAGCAGCAGUCCUGCAGCCGCAUGUGCCGUGAUGAGAUCGAGACGGUGCAGGAACUGAGUGACAGAGGCAAGGAUGCUGUGAACUGCACCUAUAAGGAUGAGAAUGACUGUGUGAUGAGGUUCCAGUACUACGAGGACUCCAGUGGCAAGUCCAUCCUCUACGUCAUUGAGGAGCCUGACUGUCCAAAGGGGCCAGAUGUCCUGGUAGUCCUGCUCUCAGUGACAGGUGCCAUCCUGCUUAUUGGCCUCACUGCCCUGCUCAUCUGGAAGCUCCUCAUCACCAUCCAUGAUCGCCGUGAAUUUGCCCGUUUCGAGGAGGAGAAGGCCAGGGCCAAGUGGGAUACGACCCAUAAUCCUUUAUAUAAAGAGGCCACAUCUACCUUCACCAACAUCACAUACCGCGGGAACAUGUAAGGAUGCCACAUCCAGCACUGGCCAAGGGAUCAGCUGAGGAUCCAUGGGAUCUCUUGGAACCCAGUUUACAGAAGAGCUUGUUUGUGUCUGCCUGUGUGAAUGACUGCAUGUAAUUUAACAAGUCCCUGACUGCCUCCAACCCCUGUUGUCUGUAACUGCAGGGACAUGCUUUCCAUGGCAAACCUCGGUCCUUACCUCAGCGGGCCGCUUGCAGAGCCAGCAGCCCCUCGAUACACUGAACACAGAGAAACGGGAUGAUCUCUGUCAGUCUGUGAACUCUUUGGUGCUCAUUGGGCCAAGAGCAUUUCAGGAGCAGCUGCUUGAACCACACGCUGACCUGUGCUCUCCUCCACACCCUGCGUGGAGGUCUCGCUUUUGUUGCUUUGGAGACCCUUCUGCACUGGCCUCGGUCCCUCUGGACACAGGGACCUUCUCUUUGGGACAGGGCAGCUGCCAGCAGGCAGGAGCCAUCACUGGUUUUGGGGGUUCAGGACACUGCUUGAAAAGCCCAGCAGCUCCUUUUUUCUUGCAGCCAUAUGUCACUGGUGCUGCUGUGCCCCACAUAACAGUGCCUUCCCUCACUCCCUCCAGUGCAUUCAGUCUACACCACCUGCCAUCACCAGCUGCAGCCUGGCUCAGCCCCUGGGAUGGUGCUGAGCUCCUCCUGUCUGCCUCCACUGUCCCCAUGUCCCAGCACACAUGGAUGUGCACCAGCUGCUUCAGGAGGUGUCAUAACACUUGAUAUGCCUUGAGCCUGGCCACCUCUCCCUUUCUGUGUUUUUUGGACUGUGUAACUGCACCACUCCUGGACUUCUGUGUGGCUCAGGGUUCCAGAAGGGCAGGCAGGGCUCAGGCUAUGUCCUGCUGCCCGGGGCUGUGUGUCACCCAUGGAGGAAAACAAAGAAUUAUCCCAGGGGAAAUGCUGGGCUGUUACAGAACUGCUGCCUGGUUCUUGCCCUGCCAGAGCACAAUGGCUCAAUUCCCUUCAAUUGCCCCAAAAAGCAACAGCAACCUUGUUCCUGGCGUGAAGUUGGCCCCAGCGGCCACAGCAGUGUGUUGGCUGAGCUGGUGGUGGCCCUGUGUCCCUCCUCCCUGGCUGGCCUGUCCGAGCAGUGUGGGAGCAGGGGCAGGAGUUGGUGCUGAGUGGGAUCUGGGGCAGAGCCCUGGAGGGGGGCUGGGGAUAAAUGGGAAGCAACAGAGUGCCAGUGAUUCACAUCACAAAAAUAAAAAUAAUUUUAAAAAAUUAAAAACACAAACAAACAAACAAAUAAAAGGCACUCAGACUGCUAUCAGUGUCAUCCCCAGCCUGUGCCCAGCUUUCUGUGCUGAAAGCAGCCCCAGCACAACUAGGAGACCUGGUUUGAGACAAGAUGUGUUCAGGGAUGGCAGAACCAGGGUAAGCAGGGCUGUGGGCCCCUCACAGGGGUCUCUGCACUGUUACUGGUUCCCUCCUCAGGGUCAGUAACAAGUUGGGGGGCACAGGGUGGGCCAAAGCCCACUGCAGACUAUGGUACUAGCAGCACCUCACUCCCUUGCGACUGGAAUGAACCCCAGCACGACACAUGCUGUUUGCUUGGGUCUCUGACACCACAGACACACUGCAGGCUCCCAUCCCACACUGUGUUCAAGUACCUUGGGCAGUGUUUAGUGUCCCCAGCUGUGCCAGGCAGGAGCUCAGUCGGUAAUUCCAGCACCCAGGUGGGAUCUGGGCUUGGGUUGAGGUGAGCCCAGCUGGGUUUGGCCACAGGAGGAGCAUUUUGUCUGCUGGUGGGCUGAGGGAAAGGCAAAGGCAAAGACAGAGCCUGGCAGCAACAUGAUAAAACAGGAUGAGCCCCCUGAGGCUACCUGGGGCUACUUUCACUGAAGAAACCCCAACGAUUCCACAUACGCCAUUCAGGCAGGAGACUUGCACUUCCCAUGGAGCUGUGGGAUUAGGCAAGACCCCAGUUAAUCCCAGUUCACUGUCCCUUGAUGUCAGUGGGCAUUGCUAUUUGUAGGACCAAGCCCAUGAUCACAAGGAGCAGCUGUUGGGAGUCUGGAUGGCUUUUUCCGCCCUGAAAUCAAGGCAAUGUCUCUGUGUCGGCCGGAGUAGAAAAGAGGGAGCAGCCGGAGGUCCCUCCUGGGGCAGGGUGUGGACUUCAUGGGUGCUCUCAGCACCCUGGGAGAAGCCAUUUGGCAGCGGCAGUAGCUCCAACCUUGCGGAACGUGCCAAUUCCGGGCUGCAUGGAGGCUGUUUGAGCCCGGCACCACUAGAUGGUAGUGUCUGUACGUGCCCAGCCCAAGCUUUCCACCUUCUGGGCUGCUGAGUGAUCAUCUCCCACACUGGAGAAGGACAUUUGCGCCACGGAGGUUUCCAGGGAGUGGGGACACCCUGAAACCCAUCCCACUGACACAGCUCCUACAGCAACACUUAAGGCUAGGAUUCUUUUUACUGCUACUUUAAUUCCUGGAAGCACUAAAGUGAUCUCAUUCCUUGGACCCCAUCAACUCAUUUUGUAAACUGUUUUCUGUUAAUAAACCCCAAAAAUAAGCAAAGCACUUCCAGUGCAGUCAGAAGAUGACAAAA
Parus major (Great Tit) is the source of this 5312-nucleotide messenger RNA. RefSeq names its product integrin subunit beta 3 (gene ITGB3). Bases 374 to 2746 code for a protein of 790 amino acids. Gene Ontology annotation, molecular function: fibronectin binding; integrin binding; fibrinogen binding. Lineage: Eukaryota; Metazoa; Chordata; Aves; Passeriformes; Paridae. Gene Ontology annotation, biological process: cell-matrix adhesion; cell adhesion mediated by integrin; cell migration. The record is from RefSeq and is a predicted model, not a curated record. Gene Ontology annotation, cellular component: cell surface; focal adhesion; integrin complex. The transcript is spliced from 15 exons.